Phymastichus coffea is the source of this 1965-nucleotide messenger RNA. RefSeq names its product MTRF1L release factor glutamine methyltransferase (gene HemK1). The record is from RefSeq and is a predicted model, not a curated record. Gene Ontology annotation, biological process: protein methylation. The transcript is spliced from 5 exons. Gene Ontology annotation, cellular component: mitochondrion. Gene Ontology annotation, molecular function: nucleic acid binding; protein methyltransferase activity. NCBI's taxonomy places the organism in Eukaryota, Metazoa, Arthropoda, Insecta, Hymenoptera, Eulophidae. Bases 108 to 1253 code for a protein of 381 amino acids.
UUGAUUUUUAGAGAGUUCGCAGCUGAUUUCUCUGCCAUUCGCACGUGGCUAAACUUAUAUGCUUUAAAAUUUGUGUUGUUACGAUUGUUUAAUUUUCCUUUUUUUGAAUGAACCUUAACCUGUGUUUCAAAAUACGUGUAAUAUUUUAUGAAAGUAACAUGAGAUCUUUUCAGUACUUACCAGUUAGUUUUAAAAGGUGUUUAAAAUUGUUGACUCCAAAUUCAACAAGAACUUUAAAAAAAUUUAGUGAUAAUACAGAAAUCAACAGUGACAUGGUACAGGAGUUUGUGAAAUUCAGUUCCAGCGCUAACAAUCCUAGUGACAAACACGACAAACAAACAAUUGCUAAUGUUAUGAAACGCUGGCAGGAAAUUUUUAUAAAAGAAAACAUUGCAGAACCUAAAGAAUCAAUUCAGCAUAUAACUGCCUCCAUUAUUGGAAUAACAAAACUUUCGGAUUUGGCUAAGCUACAAAAUGAACAAUUAAGCGAAGAACAAUUGCAAAAACUAGAAAUUCUAUGUGAAUGUCGACUCUCAAGAAUGCCAGUACAAUACUUGAUCGGCCAAUGGGAUUUCCGAGAUAUUACGCUGAAACUGGAACCACCGAUUUUUAUUCCACGACCCGAAACUGAAAUUCUAGUUGAAUUGAUGCUGAAAAGAAUGAAUGAUUUUGGAAACAAGUCUUGCGAGAUUUUAGAAAUUGGUUGUGGAUCUGGUGCUAUUUGUCUUUCAUUAUUGCAAUCUCGAAAAAAUCUUAGAGUUGUAGCGAUAGAUAUCAAUCCUCAUGCCUGCGAUUUAACCAAAGAAAAUGCCAAAAACUUAAAUCUAGAAAUGGGAUUGAUUCUUCUGAAUGCCAAGUUGAACGAAACUGGUAAUAUAUCGGUGAAAAAGAAUUACACGUCAUCUCAACCUUUGAAAUUUGAGCAGCUUCGUUUUGAUUUUAUUGUCAGUAAUCCUCCUUAUAUACCAACACAGAGGAUAUUUAGUCUUCAACCGGAAGUUCGAGUAUAUGAAGACAUCAAAGCUUUAAAUGGUGGCAAUGAUGGCUUAAGAUUAAUCAAACCUAUACUACUGUAUGCAUCUGUAGCUCUCAAUGAUGACGGAUUCCUUAUUUUAGAAAUUGACUCAAGUCAUUGCGAACAAAUAAAAAUGCUAGUAGAAGAAAAUUACGCGGGUAAAUUGCAAUUUGAGAGCGUGUACAAAGACUUUAAUGAAAACGAUAGAUACGUCGAAAUUAAAAGAAUUCAUAGGUAGGAUUGUUAGCGUUAUAUUAGCUGCCGAUGAUAGAUUGUCGUUACAGACAUUAAAAAUAACAGUAGUUAGACAUUGAAUACUUAUUGAUUUAAUGAGAAUCGUGGAGACCAGAACAACAAUACAGAGCUGAUAGUCGUAUGAAUGUUUGUAUUAUGAUUAUUAUUAAUUGGAUUUAUGAUUUCUGAUCAGAGUUUGAAACUUGUAGAAAAAAGUAAAUUUGUUUCAUCAAGCAUACUACUUGUGUUGUUUUAAUAUACUAAUAAAAAUAUACAUAGUGAAACUUAUUACUUUUUUUGCCUAUUAUUUAAAAUUUGUUUUAAGACGUAUGUGCGUCUGUGAGUGUGCAAAAUAAUAAAUUAACUAUCUUAGCCUCGUCUCUAAACUUUAAGUCAUUACUAAGUAAAACUUUUAUGUUGACAUAUAUGAGUAAAUCCGCAAAAUUUUUGAAUUUGUUAUUAAAAGAAACAUUUUUUUCUCUUUUAGUUAACUUUGAAUAGCAUUAGAAAAUAUAAGCUCAUGAUUUUUUCAGAAUCUUUUUGUGUAAAACAGCAUAAUUAAGCUGAACUUGAAAUUUUUUAAAUAAAGUCAUUUUUAGUAGGUUGAAAUUGUCAGAUAUUGAAACGAAAAUGUAUCAAAUGAUUUUUAGCAACAAUUGAACUUUAUUUGUUUUUCAAUUGUUAUAAAUAAUAAUACAACAAAUUAUUUCAAUUUU